Messenger RNA from Melozone crissalis (California towhee), 3955 nucleotides. RefSeq names its product coiled-coil domain containing 85C (gene CCDC85C). The coding region runs from base 385 to 1563 and encodes 392 amino acids. Gene Ontology annotation, cellular component: apical junction complex. NCBI's taxonomy places the organism in Eukaryota, Metazoa, Chordata, Aves, Passeriformes, Passerellidae. The transcript is spliced from 6 exons. The record is from RefSeq and is a predicted model, not a curated record.
GCCGCGUAGUUGUUUUGCCCGGGGUAAGUUGGCCGAUCCCUGCGGAGGCUUCGCUCCGAGCGUGCAGCGCUUGGCUCCCGGCUCCGUGUCGCCCCCAGCCUCCGGGGCAGGGGGGGCGCCUUUUUUUAUUUCAUCCCCCCCUCCUCCCCCUUUGGUUUGUGUUUUCUUUUUAUCAUUAUUAUUAUUAUUAUGGGGUCUAUGGGGGAGCAGAAUUUCCAGUCCGGCGUUGCUCUUCUUCCUUGUCCAACGCUCAACGGAGAACUAUAAUAUUUCUUUCCCGAGAUGCUGCAGUGAUUUUUAGUUAUAGGAAAUCAGGCGAACAAAAUAAUCCGAAUAACACGAACCAUUUGUUAUCCUGUGAGAGCCAACGCAGCCUAGGCACAGAUGAUGGCAAAAAAUUCCAUGGAAGGGUCUAAAGAAGACCUGAGCAAAAUUACGGAAGAGGAGAUGCUGAGAUGGAGCAAGGAAGAGCUGGUGAAAAGACUGAGGAAAGUGGAGAAUGAAAAGAUGAACUUAAUGGUGGAACACGGCAACUUGAUGAAAGACGUGAACCGGCGGCUGCAGCUCCACCUGCACGAGAUCCGCGGGCUGAAGGAGGUGAACCAGAAGUUGCAGGACGACAACCAGGAGCUGCGGGAGCUCUGCUGCUUCUUGGACGACGACCGGCAAAAAGGCAAGAAGCUGUCAAGGGAAUGGCAGCGCUUCGGGAGGCACACGGCCAGCGUGAUGUGGAAGGAGGUGGGCAUGUACCAGCAGAAGCUGAAGGACCUGGAGGCGCGGCAGGAGACCCUCCUUCGGGAGAACGUGGAGCUGAAGGAGAUGGUGCUGAUGCUGGACGAGGAGCGGAGCGGGGCCGGCUCGCGGAGCUCCAUCGACAGCCAGGCCAGCCUGACCAACCUGAACGGCGGCUCGGCCACCAGGGACGUGGGGGACGGGAGCAGCACCUCCAGCACGGGCAGCGCGGGCAGCCCCGACCACCAUCACCACCACCUCCACCACCACAAGGCCGGCGACAGCAAGGCCGGGGCCAUGCGGAGGUCUAUGGAUGACCUGUCGGCGCCCCUUCACCACCGGAGCAUCCCGAACGGCCUCAAUGAUUCAUCUUCCAACUAUAUCAGGCAACUUGAAACAAAGGUGAAGCUGCUGGAGGAUGACAACAAGCUCCUUUCCCAGCAGUCCAGCACGGGGGACCUGCGGACCCUGAGGAAAGGAUUGUCCCCGUACCACUCUGAGUCCCAGCUCUCCUCACUGCCACAGUACCAGGACGCCCUGCAGAACGGACCAGCUCGCAUGACAUCCGACCUUGCACCUUCCCCUGCAGCGGGGUAUGUCCCUGUGGGGCAGAAGCCAGAGGCUGUGGUGCAUGCUAUGAAGGUCCUUGAGGUUCAUGAAAAUUUGGACAGGCAAAUGCAAGACAACUAUGAAGAAGACCUAAGUGAAAAGGAGAAGGCAAUUGUUCGUGAAAUGUGCAAUGUUGUCUGGCGAAAGCUGGGUGAUGCUGCGAGCUCCAAACCCUCCAUCAGGCAACAUCUGUCAGGAAACCAGUUCAAGGGUCCCUUGUAGGAACACCAUCCUGGCAACUGGAAGUAAUGGAUUCUGUGAAGACUAAAGAGGCAGAGCUCAGUGUUUCUGGCUGCCUGUUCUUUGGGAGUUGGGGUUGAGGUUUUUCAGGGUUUCUUUGUUUCUUUUUUUUUUCCCAAUUUUUUUUUUUUUUUUUUUUUUUUUUUUUGUAACAAUAGUGUAAAUAUGGCAGCUAAAGGCCUGAUUUCCAGGCUGUGGUGCUCUGGAGCUACUGUUCACCGGGUAACCAUCCAAUAAUGCCAGACUUGCAUCAUUUUUAUUGUAGUUCAAACCUGCUUUGUUGUAAUGGUCUGUUUGUAGAAUUAACUAACUCAAGAGAAUUUCUAAGAGGAACAAGAAGAACCCUUAACCAGCAGAGAAGUCACCGUUUGUAUUGCUCCUGUCCACCUGCUUGUCUGUGAUUCGUAGCCAGGUUAGUGGCUCCAGGCAGCCAAGGAAAAUGCAAUUCAAAUUCACUGGCUUACUGCCUGCCAAAUUCAUGAGCUGCUAACACUUUUUUUGGAGGUCCUUGUUUUGAAGAAUGACAUGCAACUGUUUUCACAAGGCUCUGUGUAAAAUACUGAGUGGCAAGCUAAAAACACUUGUACUGCCCCACAUUGUAUGGUGGUACUUGUCACACAAGUGUACAUAAAGGCUAAGACUCCAUGUCAGGUGGUAAUGAACAAUUUUUCAUGAUCAAAUGACACAAGAUUUCUACAGAUCUAAUGUGAAUGAAGUCACUUAGCCACACAAGAGUAUUCCCUACCAAAUGGCAACACUUUUCUUGUAAAGCUUUCACUAUGAAAUAAUUCAGCAGAAACUGCUAUCCUGACAGUGCUUAUGGCUUUCACAGGAUCUUCAAAAGCAGCUCAUCUUUCACAUAAGGAAGAUUUGGGGUGGGUUUUUUUAAUGUUCUUGCUGGAUCCCUCACCUAUAAUGGUUCCUGUGUGAGGUAACCAAACAACAACCUUGCAGAGCUGAAUAAAAACUCCACAAACACAGGCUGUCAGGUGAGACUACUUCCUGCCAUUCAAGCUUUAUUUUUAUUAAUGAACCAAAACAAGUGGGUUUUUGCUUCUUCAAAUGGUUGUAUAUAAAACAAUGGUAUUUACAUUUUGCUAUUGUGGAGUAGCUGCCUGUGUAGCUGUAAGAAUUUGACUCCCUCCUUUUCCAAGUUGUCACAGCAGCUGUCCCUGUAUUUCAUUAGAUGUUCUUUCCCAAUAGUCCAAGGAAGUGGGGCUUCGUUAUUAGAACUCAUUGGUGUAAAAUAAUUUUAAAGACAGGCAUGUGAAAAGAUCAAAGCCUCCUCUUCAAAAGUUGCAUUGAUUUUUAGUGAUUAGUUAUAGGAUGUAAUGACCUCAAACACCAUUAAUUUCUUUUUAUUCCCUACAAGAAUCAGUCAGAGCUACAGACAGCUGUAUUAGCUGGACAGGUUCUUCCUCUAAAUUAAUUUGUUCUACCAGUUGAGUUCUUGACUUGUGGUAUUGUAUUACAUGGAGCAUUGAUACAAUACCAAGGAACCCGUAUGGUUUAUUAUGAAUUAUGAAAGGUAAUUGGUCCCGUGGUGUACAAUAAACUACAGCUGCCUGGCUGAAGAAUUCGCAGUGUCAGAGCUGAAACCUGUAACCAAUAAAAAAAUAGAGAAGGAAUACAACCAAAAUAUAAAAUAACCAGUAAGAGUAAGCACCACUUCAUUAUUCAUUGCAGAAAUAUAAAUGUAACAGUUGAGUAGGUUAUUUAAAAAUAACCAAGAACCACCCCCAAAACACAAGUGCAUACUCUCACUCACACACCCACCAGUAGAUUAUUUCCUACUACUGCUCAGUCAGUGAACACUGAGCUAGAUAGCUCUCAGUCUAAUAGUAUUUACAUCCCAUGGAGUCUGGAAAAAUCCAUUCUAGAGUCUGACUGUCUCCUUUAAGCAUCUUUAGAGGAUUCUGGAUUUCCUCCUCCUUGCUUUUUAUUUUGACCUCCAGUUUCUAGCCGCCAUUGAUUGGUGUUUAUUUGUCUUCCUCCUGUACAAUUUAUACAUUGAGAUUUCUGUGACAGCAAAGGUGAUGUAAAGCAGAGCAUCAUUAUUCCUUAACAUCUGAAGUCAAAACGAGGGUUACUUUAGUCUGUCUGCUUGAAAGCCCAUUUUAACUUUGGUGGCAUCUGAUUGCUGGAUUAAGCAGAGAGUUGAAGUAUAUUUGGAACAAGGUUGAUUUGUGUCAGUGAAUUUAAACUAAAGCAACACAAGCGUUGCCAGCACUUGGAGAGAGUUAACUGUGUUCAUGACAUGCCUGCUAUUUAAGGGGUAUAUGAGGCUUUUAGCAGGCCCUCUCACAAGACAGAGCUAUACUCAUCAGAUUGCUAGUCUCACCACUAUGUAAUUCCCACUCAAAUAUUCCCUGCU